Molecule: messenger RNA, 1369 nt
Organism: Pseudo-nitzschia multistriata
Lineage: Eukaryota; Bacillariophyta; Bacillariophyceae; Bacillariales; Bacillariaceae
Source: the annotation of a GenBank genome assembly
GCAGAAAUUUCAACUAAGUCAUCGAAAUUGCAUUCGCCAUUUUUCGACCACAAAAAUCAAUCCAAGCAGCAAAAAUGAAGAGAGUGGUAGUACCAGAAGUGAGAAUCCACCGGUGCAAAUGCCGGACAAAGACGCCGAGUUGAGACUGGCUGACCUCCAAGCCACCAUAACCGAGGAGUACAAACGAGGGAAUUUCACGAACGCACUCGCCACAUCGCAAGACCUUCUGAAGCAAACACAGCAACACUUUGGAUACAACGUCGAUCAUCCUGCCACGGCCUCGGCAAUGAACAACGUUGGUUUGAUGCACAAACUCUUGGGGAACUUUACAGAAGCCCGACAACACUAUGUGGCCGCCAUGCGGGUGUAUGCUAGUGUGUGUGGAAGAGACCAUGCGAGUUAUGCCAUGACCCUGCACAAUCUAGGAAACCUGAACAAAUCACAAGUACAUUUCGAUGCUUCGCUGAAAGCCACGGAUAGACUGUCUUUGGUAGAGUCCGCCUUGGAAUAUUUGGAAGAAGCCUAUGCCGUUCGAAUCGCAGAGCUGGGUGUGGAGCAUCCGCACACGAUAGCUACACGGUCGGCCAUCGGAUCCACGCUUGCAGCGCAGGUCUUGUAUCAGCACAAACUGGUCGAAAAUAAUACAGAAGGUAGUGAAAAGAUUCGGAAACAAUACGUCGCUCUCAAUCCUCAGCAGAUUACAGAACAACAAUGGAGGGCAGCAGAAGAGCACUUGAGAGAAUCCCUCCAAACAGCAAUCGAUAAUCCGAGAGGAAAGCAGAUCAAAAACAAUCAACAUCGUAAAAACAGCAACAAAUUUAGGAAGAACGGGGGUGGGGUGAAACACAUUAAGCAGCUACAAAACAAAAUCCCGGGUAACCCUGGUUCGAGCUUCUCUAUCACAACAUUGUCUGCCGCUUCGGCCGCUCAGAAUCUAGCCGUCUUUCUCAAAUCCCUUGCCAUGACGAUGGAUGAAGACUCGCCGGGUCGCAAGUACAACUUGUACGAAGCCAAAGACUUGUACGAAAACGUACAGCAGGUACGGACCCAACUACUUCCAAGCGAUCAUCCCGAUUUGUAUGCCACCAAGUACAGUCUUGCAGAACUUCUGGAAGUCCUUGCAGCAGUUCCUUCGUCUGGAGAAGGGACCGACAAAGAACAGGAAGAACGUCAGCGCCAUCAAGAGUCAGCUGAUGCGCUACGACAGGAAAUUAUUGACACUUAUGAUCCCCCUAACAAGAAGCUAGAGGAAAUUGAUUCACUUGUGCCGAACGACGAGUCACAACGUAUAGAAAUCGUAGUCGAGAAGACCAAGGGGACCCAAAAUCAUUGAGUUUCACUUCGUUCGAUCCCGGUCAACAAUACGCGA